AUGAAGCCGAAGCAGGACCGGUACGCGCUCCGCACGUCGCCGCAGUGGCUUGGCCCCCAGAUUGAGGUUAUCCGUGCCGCCACCAAGUCCAUUGAGCGCGAGAUCAACUCCGUCAACGACAACCCGCUCAUCGAUGUCGCCCGCAGCAAGGCUCUUCACGGUGGCAACUUCCAGGGCACGCCCAUCAGGGGUGUCCAUGGACAACACCCGUCUCGCCAUCGCAGCCAUCGGCAAGCUCAUGUUUGCGCAGUUCUCUGA
This is a messenger RNA of Miscanthus lutarioriparius, 258 nucleotides long. NCBI's taxonomy places the organism in Eukaryota, Viridiplantae, Streptophyta, Magnoliopsida, Poales, Poaceae. The record is from the annotation of a GenBank genome assembly.